AUGAGAUUAUUCCCUCAUACCUUGAAAGACACUGUAAGGGAAUGGUUUCUUUGUUUACCACCUGGAAGCAUUCAAUCUUGGAACGAUAUGGUUCAAGAAUUCACGAUGAAAUUUUUUCCACCUUUUCAAGUUCAUCAAGUCAGGAAUGAAGUCCACACUUUCAAGCAGAAAGAGCUCGAAAGCUAUCCAGAGGUAAGGGAGAGAUUCAAGAAUUUUUUCAGAAAAUGCCCCAGCUUUGACAUCCCUAAAAAGGCUCAGCAAUAUCUAUUCUACUACGGUCUAAAGCAAGAAUUCAGAAAUAUGAUAGAUGCUUCUGCAGGAGGAUCGGUGAUGAAACUUGAUGUGGAUGAGGCAUAUGACUUGUAUGAAAGAAUAGCCGAGAAUCAAUCGAUGUGGCCAACCGAUAGGAAAACGCCAAGGAAGACAGCAGGACUGCAUAAUGUAGAUGCAGUAACAGCACUGGCUGCACAAAUGGAAGUUCUCACAAUGAAAAUGGAUAAUCUAUCUCAGUCAGUUAAUAUGGUACAUCAAUCUCCACCGGUUUGUGAAGGUUGUGGAGCUGAUCAUAAUACUACGCACUGCCCUCUGGCGUCUACACAUGUUAACCAGUCUAAAGAAGUGAACUAUGCGCAGAACUUUCAGAGACACAAUCAGAGACAAGGACAAGGAGGUAACAAUCAGAAUAAACCACCGGGGUUCCAAGAGCAGCAACAACAGCAAGGAAAGAAACCGUCUUUAGAAGAUUUGCUGGCUCGAAAUACAUGUAAAGCGCCAACAACUAUCACAGAAAAGACACCUACAACGGGUGAAGAGCAAGUUGAUGAAUUAGACAAAACAACAGAGAAAAAUCAAAUUGAGUCAUCGGGCAGUCUACGAGUUAAGACAAGCACUCUUGUCAAAGCAUAUGUGCCUCCAAUCCCAUUCCCACAGAGACUGCAAAAACAUAAGCUAGAUAAGCAGUUUCAUAAAUUUUUGUAUGUAAUUAAGAAGCUAUACAUUAACAUACCGUUCGCUGAAGCCCUAGCUCAAAUGCCCAGCUACGCCAAGUUUAUGAAAGACAUCUUAUCAAACAAGAGAAAGCUAGAAGACAAUGAAACGGUCAUGCUUAUUGAGGAGUGCAACGCAAUUCUCCAACACAAAUUACCACCGAAACUAAAAGACCCAGGGAGUUUUACUAUUCUUUGUAAUAGUAGUAAUUUGUAUAUAGAUAAGGCAUUAUGA
This is a messenger RNA of Olea europaea var. sylvestris, 1221 nucleotides long. RefSeq lists its product as uncharacterized. The transcript is spliced from 3 exons. The record is from RefSeq and is a predicted model, not a curated record. Bases 1 to 1221 code for a protein of 406 amino acids. NCBI's taxonomy places the organism in Eukaryota, Viridiplantae, Streptophyta, Magnoliopsida, Lamiales, Oleaceae.